Salvia splendens (bonfire salvia) is the source of this 1820-nucleotide messenger RNA. RefSeq lists its product as uncharacterized. The coding region runs from base 1003 to 1461 and encodes 152 amino acids. The record is from RefSeq and is a predicted model, not a curated record. The transcript is spliced from 4 exons. NCBI's taxonomy places the organism in Eukaryota, Viridiplantae, Streptophyta, Magnoliopsida, Lamiales, Lamiaceae.
CAACGUAAAUCCAUUGGCUACAAAGUUUUCAUCAUGGUUUCACAUGACUGACAAAGUAUUUUGUGAUGUUAAGAAUGCCGGACCUGGAUUUUCAAGAUUUAAGGGCCCGUGAUUUAAGCCCGGAUUCCGUGAUUCUCGCUGCCGAAUCAAUUUCAGGCUUCAGCAUCUUCUUCUUUACCUCACAUGUUCCUCAUCAACACUCUGUUUCCUCUCUUCUUUCUCAAGUAAUGCCGCUUCAUUUUUAACACACACCUUCUUCUUUAUUUCACAAAAUGUUGAAUGCAUGUAUCUUAAUUUGCUGCCUUACUUGUGCCUCGCAGAUAAUUUUGAUUUGAUGGAUUCUACUUGCCAAAUGUAGGCGCUUUUCCAUUUACAAAAACUUAUGUCCUGUUUGGAAAGUUUAAUCUUUGAUUUGAAACAGCAUUUGUCAGGGCAUGAAUUGUCUGAAGCAUUGAGUGGUCCUGAUCCAUAUCCGGACAAAUCCAUAACAGUUCACAUGAAUACUAUUAGCCUCAGCAGAAGGGAUAAAUCAAAAGAGUGUCAAGACCGAAGGUUGAGAUCUGAAGUUCGGUUGAAUAAAGCGGACCGUUGAAGGCCUGCUUAUCGACACACGAGCAUGGGGAUUCAUAAAGGGUGGAGUUCUGAGCGCAUUCCACCGCUCACAAAUGCAAACAGGAGGAAUGUGAGCAUUGCAUUGUUGCCUUUCAAUAAUGGGAGGACUUUGCCUUCCAAAUGGGAAGAUGCAGAAAGGUGGAUAGUUAGCCCGGUGUCGGGUGAUGGUGCUAUGAGAACCUCACAGCAGCAGCCAUAGAGGCGGCCCAAGUCAAAGAGCGGCCCCCUCCGACAUCCAGGGGCUGCUUAUUAUCAAAUGUUUUCGCCUGCCACGCCCAUGUUUGAAGGCAGCUGUGCUGAGAAACUAACAGCAAAUUCACCUUUUUCUAUUCGAUACGGAGGCUAUGAGGGCAUAGGCAACUUUCUCAAUGGCAUAGAGCCUUGCAUUGCAUGGCGAGGUCAAUUAGUAUGCAUGGAUGUUCUGAGAUGAUAAGCCAUUCAUCAUUGCCGGGAUCCCAGGAUGUUAAAUAUGAGGUGACUGAGGAUGCGCCUAACAGCAUAUCUCGUGCUGUUUCAAGGAGGGAUAUGGCGACUCAGAUGAGUCCUGAGAGCAGCAAGCAUUCCUCACCCGGAAGAGACUCUUCGUUCUCUCUAGCUAUUCCAUCAAUUCUACCCAUCGUAGAAUCGCAGAGUAUGCAAAAAGAUUCUACCCAUCAAUUCUCCAAACCAGAAAUGAGGGAUGUGCUAGUUGAUGAAGAUGUCACCGUGAUAAGGUGGUCCAAAAUGAAUAGGGGUAAAAACUCAGGAAGAGGCAGUCGGAAUGCUGAUGACUGGAAAAGAACAGCUGUGAACUAUCAUUCUGCUAGUUGGGAAGUUUCGACUGCGACGUCCAAGAGUAUUUCAAAUUAGAAAUUGUUGCAUGCAUGAUCAUUCAUGCGUAAAAUGCAUGCAACACAAGAUGACGAGCUACAAAAUGAAGCCGUGGGAAAUUACCGUUGGGAGUUAGGAGUUAGUUGCUGUGUAACUAACUCAAGCCAGCUGGCAAUCAUCACGUGACAUACACAUGCUUACGCUGACGUGGAGUUGACGUGGAUAUAUGAAGUUUAGCGCGGGAGAAAUAAGUAUAAAUAAGAGUGAAGCUAGCUCAUUUGUGUUGUUGAGAAUUGUGUGUGUGUUGUUCAUGUUAGCUGUAGAUCGUGGAUCUACAGCUCCUAUUGGUUCCUAUCCGAUUUCCUUGCGUUGUAAGUGUGACAUUCUUCGAUCAAUAU